Aspergillus melleus is the source of this 1929-nucleotide messenger RNA. Its product is annotated as transcription factor domain-containing protein. Gene Ontology annotation, molecular function: DNA-binding transcription factor activity, RNA polymerase II-specific; zinc ion binding; RNA polymerase II cis-regulatory region sequence-specific DNA binding. NCBI's taxonomy places the organism in Eukaryota, Fungi, Ascomycota, Eurotiomycetes, Eurotiales, Aspergillaceae. The coding region runs from base 1 to 1929 and encodes 642 amino acids. Gene Ontology annotation, cellular component: chromatin. The transcript is spliced from 6 exons. Gene Ontology annotation, biological process: DNA-templated transcription; regulation of transcription by RNA polymerase II. The record is from RefSeq and is a predicted model, not a curated record.
AUGGAGCCCGGUCAAUGGCAAUGCAACGUCUGCCUGGCUCGGCUCAGUCGUCUAGAACAUCUUCGACGGCAUCUCAGGUCCCAUGAUAAGAAGAGACCAUUUGAAUGCUGUUUCUGCCGGAAGUUCUUUACUCGAAAGGAUGUGAUGAAGCGUCAUGAACGAGGCUGCAAGUUCAAGGUGAACCUCCCUGCUCAGCAGAGUCGCACGGACGACGAAACUAUACCGGCUCACGGCACUGGCAACAUCGACGACCAUCUCGUGUUCCCUUCAUCACUGGACUUCACCGCUCUCGACUGGUUGUAUACCCCGCAAACCCCGAGCAGCAUCGAGGUUGCCGAGAGACUAGAGUACCUGGCGUACUUUACCAGUGUAAGGGGCAUGGUUGCAUUUCUGGAUAGAAAUACGCUCGAGCAGAGGCAGAAUCUGGUCUUGGAUCAUACGGUGCAUGCCUGUGCGCAGGGCCUUGGGGAACAGAAACGUCCGCGGGAGCCUUCCUAUCUGGAUCUGUUGCACGGCCUAGGGAGCUCGACCGACGACUUCUUUAAUACUGUCGAGUUUGACUUCCUCCGACCAGCUUCAGAGGAAUCUGAUCCCUUUCUUCCAAUAACCGAAAAGAUCGUGCAACUUCUCCGUUCUAUCAUCUCCAAGAAGCAGGAUACACACGUCAUCAAACUCAAUUGGACCCCAGUGGUAAACGAGAACUGUUCUAAUUUCUUCGCCCCUCAAAACAUCCGCCGCUUUCUAGAAUACUUCUGGUCCCUGUGGUAUCCCAACUGCCCCAUUGUGCACCGACCAUUAUUUGAUCCUCAGACGGCGCAGCCCACUCUAAUUUGCGUGAUGGUCAUCAUCGGAGCGUGCCUGUCGCCGUGUGAUGAUGAUGCCCGGAAUGCCAGAAUGUGGAUGGAUAGUGCAGAAGAGCUUGUUUUUAGCAACACCUAUCAUCGCGAGAGCCCCGGAGACAGCAUAGAAUCCGCCGUCGCCGAGGACACAAAUGAGUGGACGAAAGGACGCUUAGAAUGCAUCCAGAUGACCUAUUUGGUUUGCUCGCUACAGAAAAGAGAAGGCUCUACGGAAGCACAGGCACGCGUGCGAAGGCACCGACAUGCGAUGAUGGUUACGCUGGCAAGGACGAUUAGGUUCGAAUCUGCCACCCACGAGGUUCUCAACACGGACUAUCCUUCUGAUACGUGGUGGCGAGGCUUUAUUGCGCAAGAAGAACAGAUCCGAACCCUCACGUACGUCUUCCUGUUUGAUGCAGCUCUCACCAUAUUCCACAACUCUCCUCCACGCAUGGUAGUUUCCGAGUUGAAGAUGGACCUGGCUUGCCCAGAAGCAUGUUUUCAAGCCGAUUCAGCCGAAGAAUGCUCUGCACGCCUAACGGAAUGGGAGGGAUCCAUUGUCUGGAGCGAAAGACUUUCGGUAUCGAAUAUGCUUCGGAAGAUUUGCCAACGGGAUUUAGAAGACUGGCAGGUGCACGAACUGGCUAGUAUGGGAACGUUGAAUCUAUUCACUACCGUGCAAUCGUUACAUUCCCUCACUUUUCAUCUACAGAAUUCGUUGGUCUUCGAGUCAUCCUUGCAGCCAGUGCAAACUGGGUUGGAAAAUUGGAGACGCAUCUGGAACAAGCGCCAACCAGAAGACAAGGACGUGCCGGACAGUCCCGAUGAGAUAUGGAAGAAGAUUGGGUUCGUGCAUCAUGCACCGGAAUUUUGGCACCUAGCCCGGAUUAUCGUCGCUAGGGUUCGCUCGAAUCCCGCAGCUGAUGAGCAGCAUACGCUUUCGAGCGCCGAGGCAGGCCUAUCAAGAUACGAUCAUACCGAUAUGAAGGGGGUGAACGAGUUGAUCAUGGAAUAUCAACGGCUCAAUUUGGAGGGGACUAGCCCGCUAUCUCCCGCGGGGACCUUCAAUCUAAAUGGAUGUCCGGUCUAG